AUGGCCAAUGCCAGCAGCAGUAAUGAUGCCGCCAAUCGGCUUGCCGGCCUCCUUGGCCCAGUCUACGGCAGCCUUGAUGGCAUUGGUGACACUUUGCGUGAUGUUAAUAUCGCAAUGCAAGAAUUUCAUAGAAGUUCCAAGUUCUGUGGCCGCAGAGGCGCCGAGAUCGCUGUUGGUGUCGAUAACGGCAGCAUUGCCUCCGUUAAGGAUGACCAUGUUGACGCAACCGCGACCAAUUCCGGAGGCGCUGUAAUUUGGGGCGAGAUACAUGCCGGAAAUCCGGCGUUCAGCGCCCCAUCACCCAACGAUAUCAUUGCUCAGGAGCAGGAUAUCGGCGGAGCGGAUCGAUCAAAGAACCCGGCCCAGCAUUCCAUGCAAGGUCCGCUCCGCAAGCAAGGUUUGUCAGUUCCAGAAUGA
Messenger RNA from Colletotrichum truncatum, 417 nucleotides. Lineage: Eukaryota; Fungi; Ascomycota; Sordariomycetes; Glomerellales; Glomerellaceae. The record is from RefSeq and is a predicted model, not a curated record.